CUGGAAAAUUUUGCAGGGCAGUUUCACUGGACAGCUUUGCAGAGCUGUGCCAUUUGAAUUUCAGCACAGACAUCCACGCACUGCACUCUCCAUUUCUGGCGUGCCUCCCAGCACAGAGUUUAGCAGAGGCUCGGGUUCAGCUUUCCCUGCUCUCCCUGCAGCAGCAGUUUCUCUGGGCUCUCCUAGCCAGGACUCCCCACCGAUCAUGGAGGAUACUACUUUGCAAAUUAUCGAACCACCAACCGCUUCUGAGGCCUCUGAGGAGCAAAUGCCCGAAGAACCCAUCAAGUCAGACCAGAUCAAUGGUGUGAUGGUGCUGACCCUUCUGGACAAGAUCAUCGGAGCAGUAGAUCAGAUUCAGCUGACCCAAACACAGCUGGAGGAAAGACAGCAAGAGAUGGAUAGUGCAGUGGUCAGCAUCCAGGGAGAGUUAACCAAGCUGACAAAAGCUCACACCACCACCAGUAACACCGUGAACAAAAUGCUGGAGAAAGUGCGCAAGGUGAGCGUCAACGUGAAGAGCGUCCGGCAGAACCUGGAGAAGCAGGCUGGGCAGAUAAAGAAGCUGGAGGCCAACGAAGCGGAGCUCCUGAAACGCAGAAAUUUCAAAGUCAUGAUCUACCAGGAUGAAGUGAAGCUCCCAUCCAAACUGAGCAUCAGCAAGUCUCUGAAGGAAGGCGAAAAGCAGGAGAAGGAAGGUGAAGGCGAGGAGGUGCCCGCAGGUGAGGACCAUGCAGAGGAGGAUCACAUCCAGCUCUCCUCUGAUGAAGAGGUGGAGAUUGAAGAGAUUAUUGAGGAGUCACGGGCAGAGCGCAUCAAAAGGAGCGGCAUGAAGAGAGUGGAUGACUUUAAGAAGGCGUUCUCGAAGGAAAAAAUGGAGAAGACAAAGCUGAAGACGAAGGAAAACCUGGAGAAGACCCGCCACAACCUGGAGAAGACCCGCCACAACCUGGAGAAGAGGAUGAACAAGCUGGGCACCAAGAUUGUGACUAAUGAAAGGAGAGAGAAGAUGAAGACUUCUCGAGACAAGCUGAGGAAGUCUUUUACCCCUGACCAUACCAUCUAUGCCAGGUCCAAGACAGCCGUCUACAAAGUGCCACCCUUCACUUUCCAUGUCAAGAAAAUUAGAGAGGGCGAGGUGGAAGUAAAAGCCACGGAGCUGGUGGAGGUAGGUGGAGAGGAGGGGGAAAACUCGGAUCUGAUGCGUGGGGAGAGCCCUGAGAUGCACACACUGCUGGAGAUCACAGAGGAGUCUGACGCGGUACUGGUGGACAAGAGCGACAGUGAGUAGGGCAGGCAGCAGCACGGGAAGGUUGCGGAUGGAAGCUGAACACGUAAUCAUUCACAUGUUGAGAUCUCUCUUUGCCCCAGUGCCUUGGGGGAAGUGUACACAGCAUCUUUACUACCCUGCAGAGCCGAUGCCAAUCCCCUGCCUGCUAGGACAAGGUGUAUUUUAUAUUUUAGUUUUAGCACACAUAAAUGUUAGGAACACAGGACUGUUUUUCUUACACUGUCAAAUUACCCUUGGAGAUCAUUCCUGCCACAGCUGUGUGAGAGCCUUCCAGAACCCAAACCUGGAGAAGGGCUCUGAGCAAUGGGGACCCAGCCCAGCUGGAGAAUGCUAAAGCCAAGAUGACAGCCGUACACCUGAAAUGCUCAAGCGUCCUUUGUGAGCACAGACCUGGUGUCAAGAAUGCCCGCCCAGCCCGCAAGGCCCCAAUUCCCUGUGCCAGGCUGAGUGGCUGUCCCCGCAGACAGCAGAUACCUGGGAUCCAAGCUGCCACCCGAGGAGCAGAGGGUCUGCAAUGCACCCAGCGUGCGGGAGGGAGGAAUGGAGCACAUCCUGUCAAUGGGCAGAGUAAUGGUGAAGCUGAGCAGCCCCACGGCACGCAGGCGGUCUGCUCCAUUCUUUCCUCCCAAGGACCAGAUCACUGCGGCGGAGCCACAAAACCAACCUGCUGCUGGGACUGCAGAGCCCUCACAGCCUGCGCCUGCUGCCUCACCCCAGCACUGCCAUCGCGGGAGCAGUGUGGGUGCACAUCCCCAGCUCGGGUUAAAUCCCAGCUGCCUGAAUGCUGGCUGGGCAGGGAAUGUGCGGAGCUGGACGCUGCUCCCCACCUUCUGUGCGUGCCACCAUCGGUGGGCAGUGAGCGCACACCGGCCAGGCAGAGGGUGGCUGUGGGUGUCUGUGCCAGAGGAGCCCACACCAGCAGUGUCGCGUUGCCAGAGGAAUUUGGGAUGUGCUGAUGCUGUGGGAGGCACCCGGCCGCCAGUGAGCAGCCUUGACACCGGUCCGGCACCACAUCUUGAGCAUUUCUGAGCAUCUCCUUCCUUCAGGGGUCCUGGCGCGGCUCAGGCUCGCGCCCACGUCCGGCACUUCCCUCCCCAUUUCCCACUUUCCGUGGCUUUGCUCUGUCGCUGUAGGAUCACACGCAGCCCCACGGCACUGCCCGGCUCAGCCCGCACUGCUCUCACGCGCAGCCCCGCACGGCAGCAGAGCAGGAGCAGGCAGGAGGCUGCGGCCCCACAGCUUCUCCUGGGAGCCGUGGGUGCACCGGGGCGGGUGGACGUGGGGGGGGGGGAUGCGCCCGUCCCUCCUGCUCAGCACUGCCCUACGUGCCGCUUUCUUUCCGGCCCUGCUCCUCCCCGCGCAGCCGGGACCGCUGCUGACAUAACCACGUAUAUAAACUUGCUUUUCCUCUCAGAUCGUUCUCCCUCUCAUUGUCUAACGCACCCAGCCCUCCCCACCCCGCGGCCUCGCCCUGUGCCCGUGGCUGCGCUGCGCUGCGCGCCCCGGCCCGCGGACUCCUCGCGGCGCUGCAGACCCGCGCGGUGCAGCGCAGCUGCCGGGCAUCGGUCGCCCCGCGGUGCCCAUCCCGGGCGCGUUGGACAAAGCUCUGAUUGUUUUCUAUGACUGCAUCCUGGUGAGCAGCACAACUAAUAAAGGCUCUUUUGUAAAGGA
Messenger RNA from Phasianus colchicus (ring-necked pheasant), 2962 nucleotides. It is a transcript of the gene CAVIN1, whose product is annotated as caveolae associated protein 1. NCBI's taxonomy places the organism in Eukaryota, Metazoa, Chordata, Aves, Galliformes, Phasianidae. Gene Ontology annotation, cellular component: caveola; cytoplasm. Gene Ontology annotation, biological process: transcription initiation at RNA polymerase I promoter; termination of RNA polymerase I transcription. Gene Ontology annotation, molecular function: rRNA primary transcript binding. The record is from RefSeq and is a predicted model, not a curated record.